AUGGCCGCAUAUCCGGGUUACGGAGGUGGAGGCUACGGCGGCACUCAGCAACCUCAUUACCAGACCAACUAUUACAGACCGUCACCUCAACAGCAUCAGGCGCAGGCUUAUGGCGGCUAUCCGCCCCAAGGCCAACCUUCCCCGCAAUCGAGUCACGACUACCAGCAACCUCCACCCCAACAGUUCGCAUAUCAGCAUUACGGCCCACCGCAGCCCCAGCAAUAUAUCGGCCAGUACAGUCAAGCGUCUCCGCAGCUGGGCUACACAGCAAGACCUUCGCAGAGCCCUGGGCACCCCCAACAACACGCCGGAUACUGCCCUCGGCCAGCUACCGGGCUACCUCCUCCGCCGCCUUCUGGUUUGCAGCAUUUCGGAGGCGGCGCUCCCCAGGGAUAUGCGUUUCAGUACUCAAACUGCACCGGCCGCAGAAAGGCUCUGCUUAUCGGCAUCAACUAUUUUGGUCAGCGCGGUCAACUGCGCGGGUGCAUCAACGACGUCCGAAACAUGACUGCAUACCUGGCGGAACAUUUCGGAUACAGACGAGAAGACAUGGUCAUCUUGACAGACGACCAGCAAAAUCCCAUGAGCCAGCCGACAAAGCAAAACAUCCUGCGCGCCAUGCACUGGCUGGUCAAGGAUGCCCGCCCAAACGACUCUCUAUUCUUCCACUAUUCCGGACAUGGAGGCCAAACCAAAGACCUAGAUGGCGACGAGGCAGAUGGAUAUGACGAAGUCAUUUACCCCGUCGACUUCCGACAAACAGGCCACAUCACCGACGACGAGAUGCACCGGAUCAUGGUCAGGCCCCUGCAGGCUGGCGUCAGGUUGACGGCGAUUUUCGACUCGUGUCAUUCCGGAACCGCCCUCGACCUGCCUUACAUCUACUCCACUCAAGGCAUCCUGAAGGAGCCAAACCUCGCCAAAGAGGCUGGUCAAGGCCUCCUCAGCGUCAUUUCCUCAUACAGCCAGGGCGAUCUCGGUGGUGUUGCCAGCAACAUCAUGAGCUUUUUCAAGAAGGCCACCAGCGGUGAAGAUGCCUAUGCGCGCACUCUUGCCACCAAAACGUCUCCAGCCGAUGUCAUCAUGCUGUCUGGUAGCAAAGACGACCAAACCUCAGCCGAUGCCACCAUUGCAUCCCAAGCCACGGGGGCCAUGUCAUGGGCGUUCAUGACGGCCCUCAAGAAAAACCCCCAGCAGAGCUACGUGCAACUGUUGAACAGCAUCAGAGACGAACUAGCUACUAAAUACACGCAAAAGCCGCAGCUUUCGAGCAGCCACCCGCUGAAUACGAAUCUGCUUUUUGUCAUGUAA
This is a messenger RNA of Ustilaginoidea virens, 1311 nucleotides long. RefSeq lists its product as uncharacterized. The record is from RefSeq and is a predicted model, not a curated record. The transcript is spliced from 7 exons. Bases 1 to 1311 code for a protein of 436 amino acids. Gene Ontology annotation, molecular function: cysteine-type endopeptidase activity. Lineage: Eukaryota; Fungi; Ascomycota; Sordariomycetes; Hypocreales; Clavicipitaceae. Gene Ontology annotation, biological process: proteolysis.